Carica papaya (papaya) is the source of this 1192-nucleotide messenger RNA. The record is from RefSeq and is a predicted model, not a curated record. NCBI's taxonomy places the organism in Eukaryota, Viridiplantae, Streptophyta, Magnoliopsida, Brassicales, Caricaceae.
AAGUUAUUCAUGAACAAAGUUUAUUCAUUCAGUGGGAUGGUGGGGAAGGUUGCAGUAAUCUUGUUGAUUGGAGUUUUGGCAUGGUGUUAUCAGUCCAUCCGUCCUCUGCCACAAAACCUCUGCGGCUCUCCCGGCGGUCCGCCGGUCACGGCGCCCAGAAUCAAGCUGAGGGACGGCAGACAUUUAGCUUACAAAGAACAUGGAGUACCUAUAGAAUCUGCCAAACACAGAAUCAUAUAUAUACAUGCCUUCUCCUCUUCUAGACAUGAUGCAGUCGUUAUAACACAACUAUCUCCUGAGGUCAUUGAGGAACUAGGACUGUACGUUUUGGCAAUUGACAAACCAGGGUAUGGAGAAAGUGAUCCUGACCCAAAUAGAACCACGAAAAGCUUAGCUUUAGAUGUGGAAGAAGUUGCAGAUAAGUUGGGUCUUGGACCCAGAUUCUAUGUGGCUGGACACUCUAUGGGAGGCCAAGCUAUUUGGGGAAUUCUUAAAUAUAUCCCUCACAGGCUAGCAGGAGCCACAUUGCUUUGCCCUGUUGUGAAUUACUGGUGGCCUGGAUUUCCUGCAAAUUUAUCGAAAGCAGCUUACUACCAGCAGCUGCCACAGGAUCAAUGGGCGCUGAGAGUUGCUCACUAUGCUCCAUGGCUUCUCUACUGGUGGAAUACCCAGAAAUUAUUCCCUGCAUCCGCUGUUAUUGCUCGUAGGCUGGAGAUCUUUUCCCCACAGGAUAAGCAAAUUCUGCUAAAAAUUGCUAGGAGACAAGAUCUAAUGUCAAUGGCAAUGCAGCAAGGGAUACACGAAUCUUUAAAUCGGGAGAUGAUAGUUGGAUUCGGGAGUUGGGAAUUUGAUCCCAUGGAUCUGCAGAACCCAUUUCCAAACAAUGAAGGGUCAGUUCAUCUAUGGCAAGGAGAUGAAGAUGGUAUUGUGCCAACAAUUCUGCAACAAUACAUUGCUAAAAAACUUCCAUGGAUUAAAUACCAUGAAUUACCCGGUGCAGGACACAUGUUUCCUUAUGCAGAUGGAAUGGCUGAAGCUAUUAUAAAAACCCUUUUACUUGGAGAGCAGUAGUUUCUUCUUCAUGCUUCAACUACUCUGUAUUUCCCUUUUCUGGGUCAUUUUCACCCAUCUUUUACGUCUUGUUUGUUGAGGUUGAUUUUGGUACAUGUUUGUUUCUAUGGAAAAAUGAAAA